Tribolium castaneum (red flour beetle) is the source of this 3632-nucleotide messenger RNA. Its product is annotated as poly(A) RNA polymerase gld-2 homolog A. The transcript is spliced from 7 exons. NCBI's taxonomy places the organism in Eukaryota, Metazoa, Arthropoda, Insecta, Coleoptera, Tenebrionidae. The record is from RefSeq and is a predicted model, not a curated record. Gene Ontology annotation, molecular function: poly(A) RNA polymerase activity. The coding region runs from base 1166 to 2740 and encodes 524 amino acids.
UCGCGCCAAAUUUCCAAGAUGGCGGUCUGACCUGUUCCGACACGGAGUAGUUCUGCAAAAGGUUUCCCACUUUUCCAAGUUAUUUGAGGAGUGAUUGUGACCGAACUUGCGUAGAAUUAAACAAUUUGUGUUACUUGUGUGGCGUUCAAGUCACCAAUCCGUGUUUUUCCCCGGUUGUUCAAAGAACAGAACUGUUCCGGGGGCAAGUGGAGUAAAGAACGUACCUGCUUUUGUUUUCAAAAAAGUGCGGCAAAAUGAGUUUCCUCCAAAUAGUUUACGACGAUGAGGCUUCUGAUAUCCUAUCAGAGGAGAAACUCCAAGACACGUCCUCCCUAUUGUUGGAGGGUGUUAAUGACAUCACCGAUGAUAAUACUGGGCAAAAUGUGCUCGAUAAUGUGGUACAAAUUGAGGAAACGCCAAACAUAAUGGUCGAAUGGACCAGGAAAGAGACAAAUUUUCUGCUGAAAAAGUACAAUAAAUACAUUGUUUGUACCGGCCCUAAUAAAAAAUUCAGAACGAAAAGACAACUGUGGCAACGCGUGUCUCAAGAUAUUAAAAAUGAAUUAAAGAAAAACCGUUCAAGUGCUCAGUGUGAGAAUAGAUAUAAAACAAUAUUAAGGAAAUGGAGGAAGCAAGCAGGAAAUGAAUCGUUUGAGGAUGUGGAGCUUGUUCUCACGAAUAAUAAACGGAAAGGGAGGAAGCAAGCGGAAAAAGAAUCGACUGAGGACGUGGAGCCAGUUCUCACAAAUAAUAAACCUUCCUCGUCUGGGAAUGAACCAAAUAAAGAAACAGAACUUUUAAGCCAAAAAGACGCUCUUGCGGACGUCCUGUGGAAGAUAUUUAAACAGAAGGAGGAAGGGCGGGAGAGAAGACACCGGGAAAAAAUGGAACUCAUCAAAUCUCUAUUGCAAAAUAAUUGAUAAAUAAAUUGUACUUUUUAAACCGACUUGGUGUUUUUGCGUUGUUGUGUUGGCAGUUGAAAAAUGAGAGCGCAGGCGUUAUUUGGCGGCAAUAAACAGUAAAAUAAAUUGUAAAAGUGUAUUAUUUAUUGUGUGCUUAUUGUUAUAAGUUAUUUCAUGUUGAAAUUCACACUAUUUACUUUCCCAGUAUCUUUUUGUAGAAUGGAUGUGUAAUUCGAGUGUAAACUUUGGGGGUUUUUGGUAAAAUGGCAUCGGGAAUUCACACAAUGUCGCCUCAGAAUAGCAUAAACUUGAUCAGUGUCUACGGUAAAGAAGAGUUCAAUCUGCACGAUUUUGAGGAAAACCAGAAUUACACGCAAUACAGCUUCAGUCCCGAGUUCUACAAUUACGUGAAUGGAUCACGAUCUGUAAUAAAGAAGAUGCCAUUGAAUUUGACCUCACACCAAAAAACCGUCAACAACAACAUCCAAGUGAAAAGUUUAGAGCAGCGAGGUAAUAACUCUCCACAGGAGUGCGAGAGCGACGAGAACAGCCUCUCACAUUCACCCCCUGACAAUAAAGGAACGAAGUUUAAGACGGCUAAAGAAACUGAAAGUGAAUUCAACGAGACGUGCAUUUAUCAGCCAAACUUGUACCAACCAAACGUUCGCUGCAGCAAAAACAGCAAGUAUUACUACCGCGGUGGCCAGAAGAGAUUUUACAACAAUCUGGAAGAGACUGAGAGAAAAGUGCACGGGUUAAUGCGCCGUUUCCAGUCAAGGGCGUACAAAAUGAAAAUCGAUGCCAAGCCCCAAAUUUUGCUAAAUGGGGGCCCUUGGGACCCCCUGAACCAAGCAAUCUGGGACGUGUUUACGAGCAAAAUACAAAAGGAAGAAACCUACACAAGCAAACUCCACUUGUGGAAAUCAAUAUUUUUAUUUUUUCGGAUGUUAAAUAACUAUGGAUUGUAUUUAGUGGGGUCCACGAUGUCGGGCUUCGCCCUCGAGGGCAGCGACAUCGAUAUUUGUCUUUUAACGAAACCCAUUAGUAGCGAGCCGAGGAUUGACUCGUUACACCAUUUGGAUUAUUUGCAGCACGCUCUGCUGGAAAAUGGUCUGGCAAGCGAAGCUGAACUAAUUAUGGCGAAGGUUCCGAUUCUAAAAUUCAAAAAUAAAGAAACCGGAUUUGAAAUUGAUUUGAAUUGUAAUAACAUUGUGGGGAUUCAAAAUACAAGACUGUUGUAUUGUUAUGCCCAACUUGACUGGAGAGUGCGACCUCUGGUGGUUAUGGUGAAGAUUUGGGCGCAAAGAAACCACAUUAAUGAUGCCAAAAAUAUGACCAUUUCGAGCUACUCGUGGACGUUGAUGGUCAUACACUACUUGCAGUGUGGGGUGUUCCCAGCAGUGCUCCCUUGUCUCCACAGCUUGUACCCCGAAGAGUUCAACACGCUGGAAAACCGGUCGUUGGACGUGCAGGGAGGAGUGGAAGGUUUGAAAGACUUUGAAUCUGAAAACACACGCUGUCUCGGUGAUUUACUGAUCGGUUUUUUCCACUAUUACUCCUAUUUUAACUAUCAACAUUAUGCUAUUUCAGUACGUACCGGUUCACGUAUACCGAUUGAAAUCUGUAAACAGGUAAAAAGUCCUAAAAACGACCCCCACCAAUGGAAAUUCUUGUGUAUUGAGGAACCUUUCGAUCUCUCCAAUACUGCCAGAUCCGUGUUUGAUUUGGAAAUUUUCAAACAUAUCAAACAAAUCAUUUCGGCCUCGUAUAAAGAACUGGCGCGCAACAAACAACUGAGUAAUAUACUUCCGGUAGCGCAGUUGAACGGUCAAAGAUAAUCGAGUUGGUUGUAAAAAUGAUGGGAUUUUGUGGCAAUAGUGGCCUUCUGAUACAUUCCGUAACUUUUUAAGCAAUUGAAUUUGUUCUAAGUAUAAGUUGUAAGAGUUUCUUCGGUGUUGAGUCCGGUUUAUUUUUUCCAAGGGGAUUCUUAUUGUUGUUACUGUAAACUCUCUGUGAUUUUUUUUCGCUUUAUAUAAGAAAAAAUAUACCAAAAAAAUACAUAAAAUUGCCACAAUGAAACAUUUUUAAAAACUCAUUGUGGACGAAAAAAAGUAUUAUUUUGUACAGGUUCGUGUUUAUUUUUAUACUUCGUUUGUAAAUUAUAAGUAAAUAUCGCUCUCUCAUAUUUUUACGCUUAAUGUUACGAGAGGUUAACUUAAUCGUGCUCGUAAUUUGGUAAAACAUACAUAUCAAAUACGGGUCUAGAGACUUAGCCUUUUUCGAAAAAUAAAAAAAUAAAAUAAAAAAGCAACGAUUACACAUAGUUCACCACCGUCUGAGAUACAAACCAAAAAUGAUUUGCCAUAAGUACGAAUCACAAGUCGAUGUUAAUUUGAGACUUAUAAAUAUUGUGAUUUAUCGUCUGAUCUCAGUACUACUUUAAUGUAAUAGUCACAAUGUGCCAAAUGUUAAUUAAGGUUAAUUCUAAACUUGUAAUUAGACAAUAUUUAACAUCGGAUACAAUAAUUGUAAACAAUAACUUGAAAACUGUUUGUUUACGUAGGAAUUGUAGUUGAUCUUUAUCUUCAGGAACUGUGAACAUUUUCCACUAGUUAAGACAGUGUUUGUAAGAUUUUUGAAUGUUCCAUUUUGUAAAGCGGAGAUUCAGUGUUGAACAUCAAAUUAUCUUUAAGCUGUUGUUCAGUUCAGUCAAUAUAAUUCAUUUCAUAA